AUGACAGAUUUCUUGAUUUCUGCUUCAGCCUGCAGGUCCUCCAAUCAAAAGAAGGAAAGUGUUCUCCGCAGGCCUCUUCGUGCUACCACUUUGGAUAGCAAUGUGAGUAAGAAUGGACAUGUUGAAUUUCGUCAGCCCCUGACUUCUUUCAGAGAUUCUGUGUGGUCACCAUCUUAUAAAACUUCUUGCCAACUGGAGGCCAGAUGUCUGAAGCGUAAAGCAGGGAAUAAAGCAGAAGGAAGUUGUAUGACCUAUGAAAAAGGAGAACCAGAUUUUCAUGGUAGAGAUUUGAAAAGCUCGUCUUCUACAGAUGAAACUGUUGUUCGAUAUUUGAAUGACCGUCCAGCAAUUGAUGCUUUGCAAAGUUCAGAUGUAGUGAAUCCUACAAAAUCAGAGGAAGAAAAAAGUGAAGAGUCCAGAGGAGAUGAUUAUACAAAAACAUCUCCAAGCACAACGAUCCAAAAUGCUGAACUAAAAGAAUUACAAUUGAUAGAAUCUUCAGCUUCUUCUGCCAGUACCUCAAGUGCCCAUAGAUUAGAUAUUUUGAAGCAGCAUCAGCAUGAUGCUAAACUAGAAAAACUGAAAGAACGAAUUAGAAAGCAAUGGGAGUGUCCAGAAGAACUGGCUAUCAGAGGACAUGAUCCUGAAUAUUCUGAUCAUCCUAUAACUGUUACAGCUCCUGAAAAUGUAGUGACUCCUAAAGUCAGAAAAGUGGCAACUGCACCUGCAGCUCCCUCCUAUAAAGGUUUCAAUCCAUCAGAAGCCAAGAUUCGUACUCCUGAUGGAAAGGUAUGGUUUGAAGAGGAAUUUCUGAACCUCAGUAGAGAAUUAUGUCGAGAUUUAGAAUUCCAGUUGGCAGAAGAGGAUUUGACUGUGAUAAAGACACCUACUGAAAGAAAGGAGAAAAAAGGACACAAACCAGUGCGUAAAACCCAGAAGGUUGUACAACUCUCAAGUCCUGAUUCUAAACCAGGUGGUGCUAACACAAUAAGUACAACAUCCUGGCGGAAUGGACAAAGGUUAGCAAAGAAAAUACUGGGUCCAGCACCUAAACUAGAGCAGCCAAACACUCAGACGUUAUCCAGUGACAGAAAUGAAAAAGAUAAAUUCAUUAAAUCUGCAUCCUGCACUGAAAUAACAGAAACUGACUGCAAUAUACAUGUGACUGUAAAACCCCUCUCGAAAUGUGCUGAGCGUUCAUGGAGCAAAAUAAGAGCAAAGAAUAACCUGAAGAAAAAAGAUGCUGUUGCUCACAGUGGGGAACUGGGAAAUGAUCAUGUAAACAAGGAUUUCUUGCCAGUAGAAAUCCGUGGGAUUCUUGAUGAUCUACAGCUGGAUUCUGUUUCUCAGGGUAUAGAGGAGGGGAAUGAAAAAUUUCAGAAUCAAGAAUCAGAACCAUCUCCUUUUUCUAGAAGUCACAGUCCAAGCAAAAAAAAAUCAGACAAAGUUCCCAUCAGUGAAGACACUCAGUUUACUUUAAAGAAACGCCACUAUGAUGCAGAUGAAGUGCGCCAUUAUAUCGUGAAACAGCAAGAGGAGAGGAAGAAGAGACAAAGUGAAGAAAAGAAAGCACAGAAGGAGGCAACAGAGCAAAAAAAUAAAAGACUUCAGGACCUUUACAAGAAACAGAAAGAAGCUGUUGCCAAUAAAACAAAGACAACAUCAACAUCUGAAACAGUCACUAAACAAUUACAAGAAACUUAUUCUAAAUUGUUAUCAGAACAAACCUUGCUGGAGAAUCCUGCACCCUCUGUACAAGAAGUUCAGGCCAACCCUGGAUAUCAACCAUCUGGAGAAUCUGACAAAGAGAACAAGGCUCAGGAGCGCCCUGUAAGUGCAUCAUCCAGUAGCGAUAUGUCUCUCUCUGAGCCUCCUCGUCCUCUUGUUAGGGGUAAUACAUUGGAGCCAUUAAGGAUUCAUCCAGAGAAGCUGAGUUCAAUAACCCAGGUUCCUUGCUCAACGUCUGCUGUUUUGAAUGGAGCUCUUUUCUCUCAACUUUUGUCUUUGGAUCACAUGGGUCUCUUGCAAAAGGACUUUGAAUCUGUAUCAUCAACCAGGAGGAGCCACAACACAGCUGUGGGAUCCAUGACUUCGGCUCCUCAGCCAUUUAUGUCAUCUACUGUACAACCCACCAUUAAUCAUUAUAAAAAUAAAUUGGACCGUAUUGAAGCCCUAAAGGCAACUGCAGCCUCUCUUUCAAACAGAAUUGAAAGUGAAGCCAAGAAAUUAGCUGGGGCUGGCAUUAACUAUGAAGCAGCAUGGGAUACUGAACGUGACUUGUUGCAAGGAGAUCAAGGUGAUACCUGCUGGGCAAAAGCCAGCAGCCCUCCUGUGAGAGAAGAUGAUGUCUUUUCAGCUAGGCUUCAGAAAAUGUUGGGAACCUGCAUUUCACAUACAAGUUUUGAUGAUAACCUUCCUGGAGUGGGAAAUCUUAAUGAGUUUAAAAAGCUCCCAGAGACUAUUAGUCCUCAUACAGCUGCUCUUAGUCUUCCAGGCAAUAGUAGACCUGAAGGAAUAUUAGGAAAUCUGCCUCAAAAGCAAACAUGCUCUGCUGGGCCUGAAAAUAAACCUGCAGUUCUGCAUGAUAGUGUGGGUUCCAUAAGUGAAGGUUUACUCAGUGAUGGCCUUCUCUCUGAGGAAGAAGGUGAAAAGCAUGAUAAUCCAGCUUUGAAGAUUGCUGAGGUAUUAAAUGAAAAAGAGUUCUGUGUUGCAGAUAAAACUGGUUAUGAACCCAUAAAAGAAUUUCAGAAGGAGGCAGAGAAUUAUUUACCUAUUUUCACACAGAUUAGGAAUUGUCCAAGACCAUGGGAAGAACUCUCCAAGGGGAGUCCGCAUAGCGUCAUCAACAUCUUUACAAAAUCUUACCAGUUGUGUGGGAAAGGAUCUGAAGAAUAUGCAGGCCAGGGAUCAUCAACACAGCGACCUUUACUUCCGGUCAUGAGCCCUCCAGCUAGCAUUGCUUCCUAUGAUGAUGAUUUCAUCUCAUCACAGGGAAGUAGUACAACAAUGGACAAAAAGCCUACACCUGAACACAACACCACAAGCAGCAUCAGCCUGAAAGAAGAACUUGCCAGUAGAAAAUCACCUUAUGAGCACCAAACUAUUGGAUUAACCCAUCAUUCCUCAGGACCGCCAUCUUCAGGUUCGUCUCGUCCAUCUGCUUCUUCUAAAAGAAAAGGAAGAAAAGAAAAGCCAGAAUCAUUAAAUGGAUUUCCAAAUGCCUCUCUGUGGGAAGAAAGCAAAGUGUCCCCAGGAUCAGACUAUGGUUUGGAACAAGCAAAGCACUUCUUAUCUAAUAAUGCAAUAUCUAACAGAGAACAAGAAGUGAACCUAGAUUCUGACAGUACCUUAGAGGAACUAUCUGGUCACUCAUUAAUGAGUCUUCCAGAUAAAGUAAAAUCACCAAGAACUACAAGCUCUCCUCAGUCUCCAAACAUACAGAAAAAAAUUGAUCCUGUAGCAAAUACAGUAGAAAAAAAUAGGUCUUUAAAUUCUUCAAGAACAGUAGCUUCUGGAUCUAAGCUGAAUCCUGCCUUCUCUGACUUAAAUAUUGGGAUCAACAGGACUGGAGCCAACAAUCUGAAUGGCUCCAUGCGCUUCUCACCUGCUGGUCUCCAGCAUCGUAUGUCUGCAGAACUUAAUUAUCUAAGCACCAUUGAAGAGUCGGUACACCAAAUCUCUGAUAUAGAACGUGUACGGGGGGUAUCACUUGCGCAGCAGGAAAGUGUUUCUCUGGCUCUAAUAUUGAAGACUCAGCAGCAAAGACAUGAGAGGGACUUGGCUCUUCUAAAGCUCAAGGUAGAACAAGAGGUUUUGGAAAAUCAAAGGAAUCUGGAAGAGGCAAGACAAAAAGCAGCUCAGGCCGAUGCAGAAUCAUUACAUCAUUUGGCACAAUCACAGCAGGAGGUAGCUGAGGCUCUACAGGGGACCGCAUCUAAGAUUGCAACUCAUCAGCUGGAGACAGCUCUGCUGACUACAGAUGCUGCUCGUCAGAUACGUGAAGUGACGGAACUUGCACGUUUCCAAAUCUCUGAUGCAAUUGGUACUACUGCAGCUCCAAUUACUAAAUUAUUUGACCAAGAAAGGAAGCACCAUUCGCCAUUCAUAAAGCAAUUAAAGCUUCACAAUAUGAACAGGAAAGCAGAUUCAGUCAUCACCCCACCAGGUAAAGAGGAGACAAGUGACUCAAAGCAUCAUUAUUUGCAUACGUUUGAUAGUUAUUCAGAAUCAUCAGGAUCAAAGGCACGUGAACAGAGUAGUAGCAGCAGUCCUCAAGAAAGUCCAUCUUCCAAGGAGACCAAGAAACGUUCUCAUCAUGAAAAGCCAAGCAGCUCCAUCGAGGAGGAAGUACCCAUGGCAGUGAAUAAUUCACUGCAGAAUAACAGUAUCCCAUCCAUUCCUGAUGAGAGAGAUUCUACCUCUAUUGCAACAGAAUAUUCCCUGAAAUUUGAUGAAUCCAUGACAGAAGGUGACAUUGAAGAACAAUCAUUCCGGUCUUUGUUGCCUUCUGAGAGCCACCGCCGGAUCAAUUUGAAGAAACGAGAUCACCAGGUUUAUUCUGAUGAGGAAGCUUCUCCUGGAAAGCCUACCCUGUCACCUAUUAAGGAGCUAAACCUGCCAUUUUCAGGAGGACAGGACAGUUUUUCUAAAUUUACAAUGGAAAUGGUACGGCAGUACAUGAGAGAAGAAGAAAUGCGAGCAGCUCACCAGUCUUCACUGCUCCGACUACGUGAAAAAGCACUUAAAGAGAAAGCUAAGGCUGAACUAGCUUGGCUAGAACAUCAGAAAAGACAUUUACGAGAUAAAGGGGAAGAUGAUAAAAUGCCACCUAUCCGAAAAAGACAACGUGGCCUGCUUCUUAAGCUUCAGCAGGAGAAGGCAGAAAUUAAGCGCCUUCAGGAAGCUAACAAGGCAGCUCGGAAGGAGAGGCAACUGAUCCUUAAACAGCAGGAAGAAAUUGAGCGGAUACGCCAAACCACUAUGAAAUUACAGGAAAAACUCAAGUCUGCAGGAGAAAAUAAGGAACACCGCAGUGAAGAUGAUAAAAAACAAGCACAUUCUUCAAGCCCUCUGCCAACUGAUGCAGAGGCCUCUAGCCCUUCCUCCAUUUCCAGCUCUGAGACAAGUAGCAUCAUGCAGAAAUUAAAGAAAAUGCGGAGACGAAUGGAUGAGAAACACUGCUCUCCUGUCCACUACUUCUUCUCUGUCUUUACGUCUCACCACUGGGCUUCUCUCAGUGUCUGUUUUCCCAACCUCCAUCCCAAAUUCCAGCUGUAUAUCUACAACCAAUUGGUCAGGUUCUUGACUAAGCGAGAGCAAAAACUGAUGCAGCGGCGUCAGCAUGCUGAGGAACUGCUGCAGUGGAAGCGACGUUUAGAUGCAGAAGAAGCAGAGAUACGUCUGAUAGAAAAGCAGGCGUUAGCUGCUUGGGAAAAAGAGCUGCAUAAAACAAAAGCAACUAAAAAAGGAGCGGGAGAUCAGAAAUCUGAUCAAAAAGAGACAGCCAGCGAAGAAGACUCUUCAGCACCACCCUGUUCUCGUCUAAACAGCGAAAGCUCUAUCCCAGAAGAAUUGAGCCAUCUAGUUGCUGAGUCCGUUCCAUCAAAGGUUUCUGAAGAUCAAGGAAAGCGUGGAAGCCUAGAUCACACACUAACUGAAGAUAUGGUUUAUACACAAGAACUAGAAUCUGUUGCUUCCCCUGGAAAACGUUCUCCUUGCAAAAGUAAUGCAUCUCUAUCAAAGCAAGAGUCUAGCAAAGAAGUGCAGAGGUCUGGAGGAAAGCAACUGUCCUCUACAAAAUCUCAGGAUAUCUCCUAUAGUUGGUCUGAUGAGUCUUUAUCCAUGACCCAGUCAGAAACUACAUCUGAUCAAAGUGACAUUGAAAGUCGAAUCUGGGCUCUGAAAGAUGAAUUACGGAAAAGAAAGUCUGUUGUUUAUCAGCUGAAAAAAGAACAGAAGAAGAGGCACAAAGAGAGACUUAAAGCUCAAGAGGCAAGUUUGAUCAAACAGUUAGAGACUUACGAUGAAUUCAUCAAGAAAACAGAAGAAGAAUUGAAUCGGGAUUUGGAUGCAGCGCCCACAGCUAAACCUCAAAUCAAAACUCUGUCCUCAGCUACUGAGAAACCAAAGAUCAAGCCACCACCACUUCCUAGGUCUGAAACAUCCAAAAGUUGGAAAUCAGUCACUGAUUCUGAACGUUCUAGAGGAUCUUUGGAAUCCAUUGCAGAACAUGUUGAUGCUGUGUCUCAUUCUAAACAAUCUAUGUCUGCAAACACAAAGAAAUUCACUGAAGCAGAGAUUCAGGCAGAGCAGCAAUCUCAAACACCAUCCACAGUCCUCAAAACUCUAAGAAAAUCUACAGCAGAAUCCGAUGAUUCGUACAGCAUACUCUCAUCAGCUGUUCCUAAAGACUUAGGAAACACAAGCAGAAUAUCUCCCAUAUCAGUGAACAGGUCUGAAGAUGCAGUGAGUUAUGAUCCUCCUCUUUCCACUAACAGAUCUAUGAUGCAAGAAUCUGUAAAAUCAAAACAAUUAGAGGCUGAAAUAGCUAACAGAGCUUCUGAAAUAUCUGAUGCCUCAGUUUUUGACUUAAACCAAAAUAAUUCAACUUCAGCUUCUUUAAAGACAGAUGUCCCUCCAGAGACUGAACUGUUGAAAAAGAAUCAAUUUGUCUUAGAAUGCAUAAGUGUGCAGGAAAUCAAAGAGAUGCCAAGUGAAAGAUUCAAGGAUGAUGAAAGUAUUAUAUCAGUUAAAUCGUCUGAUAGGCUGAGCAAGGAUACACUGAAAGGUGAUUCCCUGGUUUCAGAACAGAGUUCCAUUUGCAAAGUGCCAUCAUAUUCUAAUGAUUUUGAAGAAUCUUCCUUAAGAAAAGAUGUAUCAAAAAAUGAGAUAGUUCUUACUGAAUAUUACAAAGAUAUUUUUGAUGCAUCUGCAUUAUCUUUCAGACAAGAUACAAGGUCGCAGGGAGAGAAAUCUUUGUAUGCAAGAGCUUCUAGGAGUAGAUCUCCUAGUUUUGGAAGUGAUGAUGAAAUAAGUGAAUGUCUCAGUGAAAAAUCUUUGUCUGUGGCUGGUAGCAUUCAUUCGGAGAGAUUGUUAGAACUCAAAUCACCAACAGAAUUUGUGAAAAAUAAAGAGUGUGGUGAUGUGGAGAAAGAACCAGCUGAUGAUGAUUCAUCAGCUUGGGCUUCCAGUUUCAAGGCAUCAUCAGAAAAACAAGAAGAUAUUUUGCUAGGUUUCAGCAUUGGUGACAGAGUUCUUGUGAGUAAUGUCCAGCCUGGAACACUGAGAUUUAAAGGUCUGACAAAUUUUGCUAAAGGCUUGUGGGCUGGUGUAGAGCUGGACAAGCCUGAAGGAAACAAUGAUGGCUCUUACAAUGGUAUUCAAUAUUUCGAUUGUAAAGAAAAACAUGGUAUUUUUGCUCCUCCACAAAAAAUAUCUCUUAUUUCAGAAAGUUUUGGCAAUGACAUGGAUACAAAUGAAAAUUCGUUCUUUAAGCAUAAACUAGAUAAUCAGUACAAAACAAAUCAGAAAGGCCCAGACAGUCUUGAAGAAGAAAAGCAUAAGGAAAGAAAUUCAAAUGAGAAAUCUCCAAGAAAAUCAUCUGCUUUAGAGAGCUCAGUUGGAGCUGGAGGUUAUGUAAAACUUACUGACCAAAAGGGCUGUGUGGCAGCAGUUAUUAGUAGUGUUGAAGAGUUUGAUCAAGAAACCAGUGUUUCUGACUCUCCCAAAUCCUCUAUAAAUGAUAAUGGAAUGUUAUCUACUGCCGUUUCUAAUAUCCACAAAGAAGAUUCUGUUAUUGUAGUAGGAGGGAUUUUGGACAGCAGCUUUCCUGAGAAAUGGAAGAAGCAGCCUGUUUGGCAGGAGCAAACAGAAAAGUCAAAUAGUCUUUCUCCCAGUAACUUGGAGAAGUCUGCAACGCCACUUCUGGACUUGUUGACAAAAGAAAGAAGCCAACUGGAAGCACAACUUAAAGUCCCAUCCCAAGAGAAGGAAGAUCUACUAGAUCGACAGGAAAGGGUGGGCUUGUUGGCUGACAGUCUCCUGCAGGGUUUUGUGAAAGACACAGUCAGUCAAUUUCAACAAAUCAAGAAGGCAAGAAAUGAGAAGAUCCAUUUUAGCAAUCAAGAACUCAGUGCUGUCCAAGAAAAGAAGUCAGCUAAUGAACAGCAGAAGUUUUUAGUUGUGUCUGAAUUGGAUGAUGGAGAAGAAGUGUCUUCUCCAGAUAUGUGUCCCAGGCCCGAAAGUCCUGUGUUUGGUGCCAGUGGACAGGAAGAACUUGCCAAGAGGCUAGCAGAACUGGAGCUUAGCCGGGAGUUUCUGAGUGUGCUAGGAGAUGACCAGGAUUGGUUUGAUGAGGAUUUUGGCUUGAGUUCACACAAGCUUCCUCAAACACAAGCUGAAGAAUCAGCAGUAUUACCUAAGAUAGAACUGCCAAAAGUGUCCCCAAAGCCAUGCGAAGAACCCUUGGCUGUACCAUAUACUGCAGAAGAGUUGGAGAAGUUGGUGCAUGCAGCAACUGAGAAGCUAUGGAAAUGCAAAGAGUUGGGGCAUGAUCUUCAGGCUCUCAGCCUUCUCAGAGACAUGCAUGAACCCCCCAAAGAUGAUGACACUGAAACUGUUAGUAAACACAUCUACAAACAGGCUGUGUUUGAUUUAACAAGAGAGAUUUUUGGAGAAAUCUUUGCAGAAGAUCCAAAUUUGAAUCAGCCCUUAUGGAUGAAACCCAGCAGGAUCAUUUCUGGUUACUUCCGACGAGUAAAAGAUCCAAAUGAUCUUGAAGAAAUAAAAGUUUUCAUAACAACUGAGGUUCUAAAGCUCCUAAAUUUGAGAAAGGAGUCAAACAAUAAAACAGACUGGCAGAAAAUGAUGAAAUUUGGACGCAAAAAAAGAGAUAGAGUGGAUCACAUACUGGUGCAAGAAUUGCAUGAGGAAGAGGCUCAGUGGGUGAAUUAUGAUGAAGAUGAGCUAUAUGUGAAGAUGCAACUAGCAGAUGGGAUUUUUGAGGCCUUAAUUAGAGAGACUAUUGAUCUCCUCAAUCAGAUCACUGAAAAACAGAAGCUGUUGCUUGUGUAACAUCAAACUAUAUUUUUCUCAAAAUGAUGCUGUUACCAGAGUACAAUAUGAUCUUUAAAUUGGCUGAGAAGUGAUAGAACAUCUCCUCUUCCUGUGCUGCCUUGGAUCUCCUACACUGAAUUUGUUUCAAAAAGGCUCCCACUCCCCCAAUGUGCUUUUGCCAAUUCAGUAUGUACAAUCAUAGUUGGCACUUGUUGUUUUGAUAUGGCAGUUUGUAAAUGGUUGGGUUGGAGCACCAAGUACCCAAUGAUGGAAACACAAGUUAUUAGUAAACGUUCUUCGUUUUAAUAACUGCUGUUCUAGUUUGUUUUAAGUGUAAUUUACAAUUCUGUUAAUGGGCGUAACAAUUUAUAUGUCAGUCCAAACAAACAUUUACCCUCUUAUGUAAUUUCCAUCUGUCUGUCUCACUGUGGACUUACUGUCAUUGGAUUUAUGCAUGGGGAUCUGAGGAGUCAUGUUCCCUUUCUUCAGCUAAAUUUUUAUUUUCACUGCUUAGAAGAUUAAUCUGGGCUAAUUUUUCUAUUUUUCCACUAUAUUUGUUUUUCCUCAGUGAACCACCAGCUGCUCCUAAGUAAAUGGUACUCAGGAUUCUCUCAGGAUUUUGAUAUGUGAGAGUUAGGAACAAAUGCUUACUUAAUGUAGGCCAUUGAUCCCUUUGAUUCCUCCCUUGCUGACCACCUUACUGUAAUGUACUGGUGAAACCAUUACUUGAACUAGCUAGGGUUAGGAGUGUAUGUACCAAAGAGAGUGAUACUCAGUGUUUAACUCUGGACCUGUUUUUUUUUAUGUGUGUGACAUUUCUUCUAACUUAUUUUAUAACUCCUAAGAAAUAAAUGUCUAGUGCUAUAUGAUUGCACCGUUAUAGGAUUUAAAACAUCAGAAUGUCUGUACACUAGGAAUGCAUCUGUCUCAUAAAAAAGGAGAAUCACACUGUGUGCAAGCAAUCCAUCUGAAAGAGACAGGAAUCUACAAAGAUCCAAAUGCAUGUUUUUCAUUGUGGGGUAGAAACAGAUUGUGAAGAGGCAUAUGUUUUAUCAAACUAAUGUACCUGGAAAGGGAAAUAGGAUGUCUAAAGCCCUUCUGCCAAGAUUUCCAUGACUGUUAGGGUGGGGCCACUAUCAAACACAGUGUGGAUCAUACUGCCUCCAUUCCUCCCCCACUCCCCCAAACUUUUCUCCAGGGAAAACAAGGUAAUGUAGGCUUGACUACUGAUGCCUUAAUUUGAAAUCUGGAUUACUUGAGGAAUCAAAAUCUGUUAAUCUAUCCCAGCAGAGACCGCAUUCCAAAGCAUAGGAGAAGGCACCCCAAAGACACUAUGCACUAAUUUAUGCCCUUUUCCCUUUCAUCUUUAGUUUCUUGGUCUUCCAGUUAAGCAUACGUCUGCCAGUACUGUCUUGUUGAUCUCUUUUGAAACGUUUUAUGAUUUAUUUGCUGUUUGCACAGUAACCCACAACCAAGAUAGCUCCUUUUCACCAGAAAAUAUACAAGAAAAUUGUUGGCAUACAAUCAGAAAUUCUCAUAUGUGGAUCGACAGAAUCACAUUUGUAAAUUUGGAAUGAUUAAUUAUACCUGUAAGGGCUAAAGGAACAAAACGACAGUGACAAUAACCAGCACACAUAUGUACUAGCAUUUAAGUGCCAACCUUAAAUCUGGUGGAGCAAGCUGCUAUGAGUUAAGUGUCUCUUCAUACUGAACCUCAGAAUGUUCUUAACGCAUGUUUAAUCCCUAAGCAAAGUUGCUGAGUUUUUUUGUUUGUUUGUUUUUGAACAAAUGAGGCCAUUUUCUAACCGUGUUAGGUUUUACCAUUUUGGGGACAGCCAUGUCUUUUUGCCCACAUAGAUAAAUUAUGAGAAUCAAGGGAAUAUCCAAACAAAGGGGUGGGGAAAAUCACCAACCAAACUGAUAGCGAUAUUGAUGAAAUAGAAUAUUGGCAUGCCCGAGGUUACUAAAACAAUAGUAUUAGUAUUAAUUAUAAGCAAUCAGGAUAUUGCUUAUCUCAAAAGUAGUUGCUGUGAUCCAUGGUGGUGCAAAAGCUUCACUGCAACCAAACCUGGAGUAAAGGGGCUGAUAUAUGGUAUAGAUUUAAAUUGAGAGAACCGUGGCUGUUAUAGCAUUCUUUGCGAGGCAAUGGUUGCUUGGACAUGAAUCUAGGAACAGGGUAGCCACAUCUUUUGGUGUUGAGGAAUGGUCUUCAAUGUUGCCUCACCAGCUCCAUAUACCAGAAAGGGCAAUCCAUUCAGGCCUUUUAUGGCAUUUUUAUUCUGUCCCACAACUGUAUGUAGCAGGUUCUGGGAAUUCACUUUAGCCUUAAAGAUGCCUCUGAAUGCUUACUACUGGUAUCAUGCAUCCCAACUAAGUUCCAGCUGAAUUAAUCUAACAGCUGAACUGCCUGUUACCAGAGCCCUACAAUUUCUGGUAUGGUGUAGGCCCUCAAGGGCUGUUACACUGGGAUUCUUGAGAAGGAAAUUCCUUUUUGGCUCAAGUGCAACCACCUAAUCUCGCAGCUGAAGAGACUGGGUGAAGAGGGCACGGGAAAAAUAAAAGGAGAAAGCGAUUGGGGGGAAAUGAAUGGCUACUUGCCUUAAAUAGCUGUUCUGGGCAACCCUCUUUUGCUCAAUGGGCUAACACAUUCAUGAUGCAUUUCUGUUCCCCAAAUCCUCUUUCUGCCUGCAUCCAUGGUGGCCCCAUAUAUCUACUCUGGAGAACACACCUGAAAACAUUUUGUGAGAUUCACUAGAAUACCUUAGCUCACUUUGAGAGAUCCCAUGUGUGUAUAAAUAUAUAACACAUGCUAUUGUCACCCACAGAUUCAUGAAUUCCUAUAUCAAUGUCAUUUUCCAAAUUCUUUUUUAUUUGCAUGCAAAUAUAGGCAUGACCACUGUAUAUACUAAAUGUGAAAGUGAAUUUUAGCAUAGUGUCCAGUGGAUUCUUUGGAAGGUAGUCUUUUUUCCAUCACCAUUCUGGACUUAAAGCAGCACAGAGGAGUUCAAUUAUGACAAAGAACUGCUAUUGUUUUGGAGAGUAUAUCCUGAAUACAUUGAAAUUAUAUUGUGCCAGCCAUCAGAAUUCACCUUGGAGAAAAAUGCUGACAAUUUUGAGUCUAAAAGGAAGCAAUAUAUAGCACAGCUAGAAAGUAUGGUCUCUGUUGGUGCUGUUCUAUUCUGUAUUAAAGAAAGGAAUUAUUGAGGAAAAUUGCAAACCCCAAAAUAUGUGCAGAUAUAAAGAGCAACAAUCCUUGGGGAACUGUUCCUGAUCUAUAGAUUUAAGAUAAAUUCCUAAAGCUUUCCUGUUAAAGCUGAAUUUAAAUGUAAAAGCAUCACCAAGAAUGCCAUUGUAUGUGCUCUUGUAUAAUUACCAUUUAUUUCAAAGGAGGCUUGAAUAGGAAAGUGGUUCCAUGGAUUGUAGCGGUAGCCUUUUCAAUGCUCCAGUCUUUCAGAAAAUUUAACAGCAAGGUUUUGUGGCCUGUUUGGCUAGGGGGAGGAGGACAAAUGGAUGAUCUUCAAAAACGUGGCCUUAGCAUUUUUGCAAUACUUGAAUAAAAGUGUAUAUUCACUAAAGAAAUUCCAUAGCACAGCAUUCAGAGACCUUUGAAGUCACUGCACAGUAAAGCCUUUUUUUUUAGUCACAUUUGCUACUUAAUCAGAGUUGACUGAACGUUCCAGCAGCAAAAACAGUUUUGACAGUUGUAAAGUAAUUAUUUGUAAAUUGUACAUUGUCAAUAUAAAGAGGCAAAACUCAUCUGAACUAAUUUGAAAUCUAAUGGAGAAAACAAAAGGAGUGAAAAACUAUACAUUGUAACACAUUGGAGUAAAUAAAAGUUUUGGGAGAGCUUUUGCUGUACAUUUGCAGAGUUGUCUUGGGGGAACUAUUCUUCCUUGCAUACUGUACUGUGCAGAUACUCAACUGCUCCUGCCUAUGUGCUUAUGGAAAUAACAUACUCACAUAGGUUUCCAGGCCAAUUUCAGCCAAUGUACGCACUUUUUUGUGUAGUACGGCUUGGUAGAAUACAGGGUGUUAAGGUUCUUGUAAUUUUGAAAUGUAAAAUAAACCAGGAUAGUCUCUGUGUACACCAAUGUAAAUACCUUUGUUAUUUUGAGAUGUACUUUAAGAGAAUAAAGUCUGUAAAUAAAGUGAUUUAUAAA
Python bivittatus (Burmese python) is the source of this 13214-nucleotide messenger RNA. The record is from RefSeq and is a predicted model, not a curated record. Lineage: Eukaryota; Metazoa; Chordata; Lepidosauria; Squamata; Pythonidae.